GGGUGUUUUGACGGCGAUAUGGGUGACGUACUGCGUAAUAGCAGUGACCUCAGCGCCACGCGGCUUUUAACACCAGUGUAGUUUGCUGACCGUACGGGUGUUGGAUAACACGGAGAUAAGUUUACAGACGUGACUUCCACGAUACGCUGGUGAUCGAUAUCGUACGUGAUAGAAGCAAGUCUGCAUUAUAAACAGUAACCGAACAGACUGAGAGAGUUUUAGCUGGGGAUGUCACAGAAGUCCAACGUCAGUGAUGAACAUACCGAGAGUUUUAUUCUGGAAACAAUGGAUAUCCCACAUUAUAAAGAUGACGUCACGCAUCCUAGGCAGCCGACAGUGAAAAACGUCACAACACAGGGUCUGAUCGUCUGCCUGGAUCACCUCCACGCCUCCCAGGACGAGACCAGCGACAACAACUCUAGCACCAACGAGGAAGAAGAACUAGGGGUCGCUGACGAAAGAGAGAUAAGUCACGUAAGGUUCUUCGACGACGAUGAUUCAAACACUCCCGGAACCGAAGCGGUGCUCUAUAAAUCCUUUGGUAAGAAAGGGAACGGGUACGGACAGCUGCAAGACGCCGUGGAUAUUAAAUGUUUGACAGACGGAAAGGUCAUUGUCACGGAUAUUGUAAAUAAUAAAUUGCAGAUGUUUAACAGGUCUGGUCGGCCCACCGCCAUGUACAUAGCCGACGAGAUGAUCGAACCCUGGGGUUUGACGCUCACCACGGAACGCAACUUCGCAGUGGUUUCGAGGAAAACAAGACUCGUUUCGGUCAUCAGCUCCGAUGGACAAGUCCUGGGUACGUUUGGCAACGAGUGUUUUCGGUGUCCCUGUGGAAUCGUCACCACAGACGACGGCCACUUCGUCAUCACAGACAGCGUGGCCAACACGGUCUCCUUGCACAACGUCGACGGCGACGUCCUCAUGUAUUUCCAGCACGAUCGUCUUCCAUUCAAACAGCCGAGAUACGUGACCGUGUCCUCUACUACUGGAGAUGUGAUUGUGUCCGAUUCCGGCAACCACUGUCUGAAGGUGUUCGACAGUUCGGGUAAAUUCCUCAGACGGAUGGGCGCUUACGGAACUGCUGAUGGCUGUUUGAAAUUCCCCAGAGGCGUCUGUACGGAUUCUCUGGGAAACAUAUACGUCGCUGACCAUUACAACAACAGGAUAUCCGUGUUUUCGCAGACAGGCGGUUUUUCAUGUCAACUCGUGACGUCGAGCAAUGGUCUGCAUCACCCUCAGGGCGUGGCCAUAUCGAGUAAUCAGAAUUUAUAUAUAACACACGGGGAUCUAAAGUCAUCGCAGAUCAUGGUAUUCAAAUUGCGACCAUGACGUCAGAUCAGUUGAUUCAUAUCGCGUUAGCAUGUGGUUGUUGUCACACAAUACAAAUAACCUCGAACGAUAAUGGCCGACUGUGACAAAACAACAUUACGACUGCACCGUUCUCGUAUCGUGUGGAGUUGCUUUAAGAGGUGAUUUGUCGCCUGACGAUUGAUUCGUGGGAAGAAGUUCCAAAUUAAUAUUCAGUGUACUUUUUUUCAUCAGUAUUUCUUUUAGCGACCUGACCUGGUGCUUAUAAACCUUUUAGAAUCUAGACUCGAGACUCCCAAUAGAGUCUGAGACAGUAAUGUCAGGACAAGACAAAACAAGACAAGACUGUAUUUACACUCGGGCCGUUACACAACGGCAUAGGAGGAAUAUAUACAUAAACAUUUUGUUAUAUACACGUGACAAGAUGGUUGACAGUAAAUACAUUAAUUACAAUACAUUCACAAACACAUAUACAAACAAAUACAAUCACGCACAUCAAUUGUAUGUGCGUGACGUCAUUAGAGAUUGACUCUGGUUUUAUAAGCACGGGCCCAGACAACCAUAACAACAUGGCGAGAUAGAAGAUAAGAGGGUGGGCUGAGUUGUAAUUUUGUUUUGGGGAUAUGGGCGGCGAAUUAUGUUUUAAAAGAGACAUACUUCGUCAACAUAUAUACUUGUGGUGAGACACCAUGUCAUAAUUUAUUGUCGUUUACUGAUGGCGGAAGCGGGUGAAAGAAUGUUCUAGGGAGUUGGCGAAAAGUCCAAAAAGGGCACCUACUGUAUUUUCAUGUACACUAACAUGCAUUAUACAGAGGAUUUCAAUGUUACACAAACUGGAUUUUAGGUGUACAAACACGAACUAGGUCUGAUAAAAUGUAUAAUUUCUCAAAAGGCAUAGAGUUUUAUUCCAUAUAGUAUUGAAUUAUUAUUUUUAACUCAAAAUAGGGAGUACCCAAUUAAAAGUAAACAAAACGAAAAGGAA
This is a messenger RNA of Gigantopelta aegis, 2293 nucleotides long. RefSeq names its product tripartite motif-containing protein 2-like. Gene Ontology annotation, molecular function: ubiquitin protein ligase activity; protein binding. The transcript is spliced from 2 exons. Bases 229 to 1332 code for a protein of 367 amino acids. Gene Ontology annotation, biological process: proteasome-mediated ubiquitin-dependent protein catabolic process; protein polyubiquitination. The record is from RefSeq and is a predicted model, not a curated record. NCBI's taxonomy places the organism in Eukaryota, Metazoa, Mollusca, Gastropoda, Neomphalida, Peltospiridae.